CUUUUUUUUAACUAACAAUCUGUUUCCGAUUGUCUUUCCUUCCUAUUCCAGACGUAAUUAACGGUUCGUAACGUUUCUAAUUAACAGUAAUCACGCUUAGGAACGCUAUAUAUCAGAGAGCUAGAUACCAUAGGAUAUCGAGAAAGAAGAAGAAGAAAUGGAGGGAAUAGAGCACAGGACGAUCCGAGUGAACGGCAUCAACAUGCACGUGGCCGAGAAAGGUCAAGGCCCGGUGAUCCUAUUCCUCCACGGCUUCCCGGAGCUCUGGUACUGCUGGAGGCACCAGAUGCACGCCUUGGCCUCCCUCGGCUACCGUGCCGUGGCGCCGGACCUCCGUGGCUUUGGCGACACGGACGCGCCGGCUGAGGCUUCGAGCUACACGUGCCUCCACGUGGUCGGAGAUCUCAUAGCGCUUUUGGACGCCGUCGCCGCCGAUCAGGAGAAGGUGUUUGUGGUCGGCCACGACUGGGGUGCAGUCAUCGCUUGGCACCUUUGCUUGUUUCGGCCCGACCGAGUCAAGGCUUUGGUCAACAUGAGCGUUGCCUUCACUCCAAGAAAUCCUCAGUACAAGCCUAUUCAAGCCCUGAAAGCUGUUUAUGGCGGUGACUAUUACAUGUGCAGAUUUCAGGAAGAAGGUGACAUAGAAGACGAGCUUGCCAACCUUGGUUGUGCUAGAGUCAUGAAGGAAUUCCUAACCAACCGCAAUCCCGGUCCGCUUUUGCUUCCUAAAGGUAAAGGGUUUGGAAAUGCCAGCCCUGACGCUCUGAUCACAUUGCCGAGCUGGUUGUCUGAGGAUGAUAUCCACUACUACGCCAGCAAUUUCGAGAAGAAGGGCUUCACCGGUGCCUUGAAUUACUUCCGAAACUUGGACCGGAAUUGGGAACUGACUGCACCCUGGACCGGGGCUCGGAUUCUAGUUCCGGUUAAGUUCAUUGUGGGAGACCAAGACCUGGUUUAUAAUUCCAUGGGCGCCAAGGAUUACAUACACAAAGGUGGGUUCAAGAAAUAUGUGCCGCUGCUGGAAGAGGUGGUUGUGAUGGAAGGAGUUGCACAUUUCAUCAAUGAAGAAAGGCCCGAGGAGAUCAAUCAACACAUUUACGACUUCUUCAAGAAAUUUGACUAGCUAAUCUGUUUUUCUCUUAUUCACGCAUUAUCUUUGCUAGUGUUUGUUAUAAUUCUGUAGCUAGCUAGCUAGUAGCUUUGUUGUUUUAUCCCAAGUUGCUUCCGUGGUAUUCAUUCAAUAAUGGUUGUAAUCUUGGCACUACUACCAAUGUCGUUUGCUUUCAAGAUUGGAUCAAUGAGUGAUCCAUAAUUUCUGUUAGUG
Molecule: messenger RNA, 1324 nt
Organism: Rosa chinensis
Lineage: Eukaryota; Viridiplantae; Streptophyta; Magnoliopsida; Rosales; Rosaceae
Product: epoxide hydrolase A
Exons: 2
Coding region: 158-1123 (321 amino acids)
Molecular function (GO): hydrolase activity
Source: RefSeq, a predicted model, not a curated record